GAUGGAUUAACCUGAAAAUAUUUAAAUCAGCAUCAUGGAUCAUUCUUUUCGAGGCAAAGGGACCACAAAUUGCACUGUUAAACCUCGCCUAGUGGCAGGUGCCAAUUCUACUCACAAGCCCGACGAGACUCAAGUCAAAUUAGCUCGUAAUUCACCGACUUCUAAUGCUUCAAGCUCAGAAAUGCUUGAAGCACCAGAAGUUAAAUAUAGCAGUUUCCUCGACACGGUUCAUGACAAGACUUUGAGUCAAACUUUACAUCACAACAAUGAUGCUGAUGGACAGAAAGGCAGCAAUAGCAGCAGACAUGCAUCAUCUCCUAUUAUACCUGAGGCUUCACAUUCUCAAGGCUGCCUCAAGUCAAAUAAUUUCACGGUUCCCAAUGUACGAAAUUCUGACUCGAUUCGUAGCGGCUCGCAUGCACGCAAUUUCCCUGGAGACUUGGAUGUACCGCGGCCUAACGUUGUCUGUGCCCAAAUGCCUCCUAAUCAUGCUGGGUUUAAUAAUUACGCUUUCAGGCCCGCUCAACCUGUUCCACAAACACGGGCCACUCAACUCACUCAGCAGCGGCAUAAUAAUCAUCACUCUCAAGCCAACAUCCAACCAUCAUUAACCUCACCACCCUCUAAUCACGCCCACGGUCACCCUUCACUGCAUCAUGAUGGGGUGCCAUAUAAUUCUGCUAGUCUCUACGCUCCAAAAAAUGAAAGUUCUCAUCAUUCGACAUCUUUUGCAGCUCCUCAAGAGAGGAUUUACAAUGCAAACGGCUGUGCUGGCGAAUCCGGGCUUAGUUCAUUUUCUCGUUCUAGGACCAGAAGUGUCUCGAAUUACAACAAAGAAAAUUCUAUUUCUCCUCCUAAUGUGCAGAAGCCUAAUCGUCAGUUCAGUAAUGCGCAAAAUCAACCUAAUCUUAAAGAUAAUGAAGAGACUGGUGCAUCAUCGCUGCCUGGUCAGAGGUCGCAACUUUCAUGUCGAACUAAGUGGGCUUUGAGUAAUGGUAACGUGGUGAGUCAAGACACUCAUGCUGGCAGUAGGAGGGGGUCGCAUGAGAUGCCUAGGAACUUCCAACACUCGAUCCUGCCUAGGCAUUUCUCGCAGCCUCCACAUACGGUGGCUACAGGGGGCUUUAAUGCGUAUUCCAACCAAAUAGUUAGGCCAAUUGCCCCCCGUGGUCCCAGACCUGCGUUUCCCGGCCAACAACCUGCAGGAUUUUCUAGGUUCGGGGUACGCAAUGGCCCUGGUUUGAAUCCUCGCCCGCGUCAUUCUGGUUAUGGUUCAUUUGAAAAUUAUGGUUCUGUUUCAACUUGGGAGCAGCAAAAUAUCUUGAAUCACCAGAGAUUCCAUCAGAGAUACAAUGUUGAUAACUAUUUCUCCCGGGUUCAUGAAAAUGUCGACAACCAGUAUGCCAAUCACUUUCAAGGCCAGCAUUCUUCCUACGGUAAUGAAAAGAUUUACAAGAGUACAAAUAACUACAAGCCAGCCAAAACUUUCAAUCGUGGUUCAUCGAUGCCUAAUUCUCGUAACCACUCCCCCUUUCGCGAUGAUAAAUCUCACUCGAGAAAUUGUGCAGGUAUACCUCACGCUCAGGGUGGUGGCUUUGAGCAAACCGAAGCUAUGAGCCCUGCUGGGGCUGAAGCAAUGAGCCCUGCUGGGGCUGAAGUUAUAAGCCCGUCAGGGGCUGAAGGAAAUUUACACGACACGCAGGCCGAGCGGAGGGACCGCGACUUCAGAGCACCUCUUGCACCCGUGGGUCCUCAGUUGCAUGCCACGGCUGACAGCAAUGAAGUGAACCCAGGCCUGAGAGGUCACAAGCAUUCCGCUCAAGACGCUGGACUUGAUGCUGGCACAAAUCCAGGUGGCGAGCCGUGCCUCCUUGGUUUGCCAGAACAAAUCAGGCUCUUGUAUCCUAAUAAAGAAGAAUUUACCAUGUGUUUGCACAUUAAUGUCAUGUUAUUUUUGCAGAUGAAAGACGUUGAGUACCGAGGUACGGGUCCAAGCAAGAAGUUGGCCAAGCACAACGCAGCGUCCGCAGCUCUGGCUUCCUUCAUACAGUUCCGUUACGCUGAUAACGUUGCUCAGGCCUUCUCAACGCACAAUCCUGGCUAUAGUUCGUGGCGCGAGCGGCCUCCGAUGGCCACGGCCUACAGAACGCGAGAUUUUGUCUCGCCUGCGAACACUCCCAUGCGUCGGACUUCGUGGGGCGAUGUCGCCACUACUGCGCGCCCGCAAGCUUCUAAAUCUGCAACCCAUUCGCCCUCUGAAGUGCGUGAACGAGUUGUCGAUCCUGAUGUUUGCAAUGGGGCCCAGUUGGGUGGGGAUCCUCCUAGAAGUGUUGAAGUGGCACAUUCCGAUGACACUCGGGUUCCCGAAGAGCGUCUCGUUGAAGCAAUAAUCGAAAAUAAUAAUCGUGCAGAGACUUGGAAUAGCUAUAACCGGUCGAAUACUGUGAAAGACUUGUAUGCAAAUGGAUUAGUAGUCCGUGAACGUAAUGAAUCUAGUAGUGCUAUUGCUGCCAAGGAAAUUCAAGGCUCCAGCCAGGAUUCGAAGACCGAAGAUUUAGAGGUCGCUGAGGCUCACAACGCACUAACAGAUGUCGCUGGUGGACCUCUCGACAGCGAGGUUGUCAAGAAGAAGAGGAGAAAGAAGAAAAAGCCUCUCACAACCGAUGUAUAUAACGAACAAAUUGUAAGCGAACCGCUGACACAAGAAGGGCAAAAAGGAAGUAAUUUCAAAAAAACGAAAUCACUUGAAAAUAAACUGUGGAAUGAGUCGCAAAUAAAUAACUCUGAUUCUGUGGUAGUUACUAAUGGCUCUACAUCGCUAAUAAAUGAACCGUCGUUGACCAACAAGGACAACUACAAAGCUAUGAAGAAUUUUGAAUUAAAAAAUGAAGAAACUUCUUGCCACGGCGUGACCACGGACUUCACUGAAGACGACCGCACUGAGAACUUUGACGGCACUUUCGACUCCAGGACCACGACUCACAGGGGCGUGUACAUGGGGUCGAGCGCGACCGCGGAUAACUCAGUGACGGUACAAUACCGAAACUUCGGAGGCGUUGCUGUUCCUGCACAUCCGACGUCCUCCUCCUCAGAGGUUCCCUCGUUCUCGUCGACUAUAAACACUUCCAUCUCCGAGGUAACUUCCAGCAUGCCUGCCCACACCGCUGUCGCCGCAGCUGACGACAUUACAGCCGCUGCUGCAGUCGUGAGCAGCGGCAUGACAGACAUGGAGGCCAGCAGUGGUUCAGCAGCAGAGACUGAGUCUCCUCUGGCCAUGAGACUCUCCCGCAAGACUCUUCGUGGGCAACGUAGCCGUUCUGCUGCAAGUGGCAUCAACUCCUCGGGUGGCUGUAGGGACAGCUCACGUAGCAGCAGCAGCGGCGACUGCUCAGAAGCUGGAGCAGAAGCUAUGUUAGGAGGCGCAUCUUCAUCAGUGUCUCCAAGCUCCUCCACUUCUGCGCUGGACCAGUCUAACGGCGUUACCCUUCAUUCUACCAAAGCCCGAAGUGGUGCCAGCAAACGGGCCCAAGUUGCCCAGGCUUCUGGGGUGAGCAAAGUCUACAACGGGCCCACGGUCACUGACAAGAACCCUAUUAUGUUACUGAACGAAAUGCAUGGCGAUUGCGAGUACACAUUAGUUAGGGAAGACGGCGAGCCUCACGCGCGCGUCUUUACUUAUGAACUGCGCUUCGACAAGAAGCUCUUCACUGGCACAGGCAACAGCAAGAAGCACGCCCGUGCAGCGGCUGCUCGUCAGGCCCUCAGCGUGAUCUAUGGCGUGGUGGCCAGCAGCUCCAACAGCACCUUACAGCAGACGCAGUUCGGCUCCUUGGUGCAUCUCCAGAUGCCUCAGACCGUCGCUGAUAAAGUUGCUAAACUCGUGUGCGAGAAAUUCAUGGAGCUGACGAGCAACAACCCAACCAUCGCUAAACGCAAGGUACUGGCGGGCAUCGUGGUCACGGACGACGAGGAUUCUGAUGCCACUUUCAUCCUGAGCGUCAGCACUGGCACCAAGUGCAUCAAUGGCGAGAGACUGAGCAUUAGUGGCCAGUGCCUCAACGACUGCCACGCUGAAAUUGUGUCCAGACGAUGCCUUGUUCACUUCCUCCUGGCCCAGAUGGAGCUCUAUAAUGCUAUCAUUAGCGGAGAGAUGCCGCCCGACACACCGUGCGUGAUAGAACAGGUGCCCGAUGACUCUGAGUAUAGACAUUUCCUGAAGGUGAAGGACCGCUACAAGUUCCACCUAUACAUCAACACGGCCCCUUGUGGGGAUGCCAGAAUAUUCUCCCCACACGAGGAAGAAGCUGAGGUUGCGGAUCCCCACCCCAACAGGCAGUGUCGAGGUCUCCUCAGGACCAAGAUAGAGUCCGGCGAAGGCACCAUACCUAUCAAGACUUUGGAGAAGGCAGAGAUGAUGAAACUGCAAGCGUUAUGCGGACGCAUUGAUAACAGUCUGGAGGGGCUACCCGAGCCAUUCAAGAUGCACAAGCCCAAGAUGAACCAAGGAAGCAGCGUUGAGAGCAGACAGCCUCAGAAAGCGCCGUCGCUCUCUCUUAACUGGGAUUGCGUAACCGACAACGUUGAAAUCCUGAACGCCAUGACGGGCAAGCAGGAAGGGGAACAGACUUCCCGGCUGUGCAAGCGUAGCCUCCUGAAGAGGUUCCUAAAGCUCGUGCAGAGGAUGCCUCCAGGCUCAGGCCUUACCUUCUCGGAGGCCACUGAGUCUCCCUAUGAUGGCAUCAAAGCUAAGGCUGAAAAAUAUCAGGAGAGCAAGCGCAUCAUGGUUCAGGGCUUCAAGCAAGCCGGCUGUGGGACGUGGAUCAAGAAGCCUUAUGAACAGGGAGACUUUUGUGUGAGUUCGAACGAACUCACCUCUACAAUAACGUACGCUGUGAGCGCCGCUAAGGCUCUCAUUACUAAUACUACUUCGGGCACACUGUCUACUAGCGACGUCUCGCACUCGAGCAACACGUCUACACUCGCUGACCCUGCUGGUGCUGGCGGCGAUAAUGUGGUGGAUGGAUCGGAGCAACUCUCCAAUAGCUGCUAUCCUGAAGAUGAUACUGUUGUCAUUUCUGGAGAAGCACUCGAUAGAAUAGAGAGAAAUUCAACCCAAACACCGUGUUUGUCCGCUACAGCAUCCGCUGCGUCAACCUCUACAGACACAUGUGCAAGUGUGGAAAACACUGGAAGAGGCAAAUCAAUGGCUUUCGUUGAACCGAUCGUCCCAAGUGGGAGAUCUGCCAGUUUCAGUGGCAUAUCACGUGCUGCCUCGAUGUCGGGUUCUCCCUCCGCUAUGAAAUCUGCGAGCGUUUCCUCCGUUGAUAAACCCUCGUUGGGCCUUGGUGCGUCCUCUGCAUGUGGUGACAAGCCUACUAAUAGAACACCUAAGUCGAAUCCUGUUCUUGUUAGUGGUGCUUGUAACGCUAAGGCAAGAAAAGGUCAAGACGCUUCCAAGCGUUCCAGUCGCAGUAAUUACAGUAUGGAAGCCCUGAGUGGAAUUAGUAAUUCGAGUUGCGAUGGGGAGCCCCAUUCUCCCAUGUCGUACGCCGCUGUACUUGCCUCCAAGCGCUCCUAGGAAAGAUUAUCCCUUGGUCUUUGCUUAUAGUCCAUUCCUUAGGUUGUAGUUACCAUUAGAUCAACUUACUCCUGUCCACGUGAUUAUUUUUCAAAUCAAAUGCUAGCGAACAC
Messenger RNA from Hyalella azteca, 5691 nucleotides. RefSeq lists its product as uncharacterized. Gene Ontology annotation, molecular function: double-stranded RNA adenosine deaminase activity; tRNA-specific adenosine deaminase activity; double-stranded RNA binding. The transcript is spliced from 14 exons. Lineage: Eukaryota; Metazoa; Arthropoda; Malacostraca; Amphipoda; Hyalellidae. Bases 35 to 5578 code for a protein of 1847 amino acids. Gene Ontology annotation, cellular component: cytoplasm; nucleolus. Gene Ontology annotation, biological process: adenosine to inosine editing; RNA processing. The record is from RefSeq and is a predicted model, not a curated record.